UCGUUUCACAUCGCUACAGUAGGACGGAGAACGUCAGGAUUCACUUUCAGCAUAUUUCUCUUACAACUGUGGUGGAGAGUUGCCUACUAUGAACUGAAUCUCUUCCUAAAACAAAAAUAAGUAGAUUGUAGUGAAGUGACGCAUAAGACUCCAGUGUCGAGAGUUGUAAUUUUUUGCACCUCAAUGUAGCUAGAGGGAAAUGGCUGUGGAAAGCAUGACUGUCCAUCCAAACUCCCCAACUACCAACCACGAACACAACAGUCUCCUGACUGACGAAAGGCCAGAAGAUGAAGAGUUGGAGGAGGGCGAGCUGGAAGAUGAUGCAGGAGAAGUGGAGGAGGAGGAAAUGGAGGGAGGUGCAGCAGUGGUCCAAGGUGGAGAUGAGUGCGACGAAGCGGGUGGGGGAGGAGGUGAAGCAGGAGCAGAGAAGACGGCGGAGAGGCCUCGGAAAAGCAAGGAGCGCCACGGCAGCAGCAACUCGGACGACGAUAGGUCUCACCGCCGCAAGAGGAAGAGAAAGAAAGAAAAAGAACGAGAGAAGAGGAGGUCCAAGAAGAAACGCAAAUCAAAGCAUAAACGACACGCCUCCUCCGAUGACGACCACUCGGACUACAGCGACGACUCCGACUACAGUCCCAGCGAGAAGAGGAAAUACAGAGAGUACGGCGAUCAGUACGGCCCUUCUUCUCAUGGGGGCUACAGCAGCUCCAAGAAAGGCAGCUACAUGAAGAUGGACAAACAGAGUUAUGGAGGCUACGAUGAAUACAACGAGGACAACUACGAGGGAGAGGAGGAUGAAGAUAUGGGAGAUGAAGAUUAUGACGACUUCGCCAAGGAGCUUAACCAGUACCGCAGGGCCAAGGAGGGGGGCCGCGGUGGACGAGGGAGCAGAGGUCGCAUGAGGAGCCUGCGAGGCCGUGGAGGGCUGAGGGGAGGGAGGAGGGGGCGAGGAGGGAGCAGAGGGCGAGGAGGGAGAGGGAGAGAAAGAAUGGGAGGAGACGACGAUGGAGACGGCUAUGGAGAUGAAAUGGAGUACGGCGAUGACGACUAUGAAAACAUGGGGGAUGAAGAGUACGAUGACUACUCGAAAGAACUCAGUCAGUACAAAAAGUCCAAAGACCGAGGCCGAGGAGGUAAAGGAGGCCGCAGUCGAGGACGAGGUAGAGGAGGGCGGGGGCUGAUCCGAGGAGGAAAAGGUCGAAACAGAGGGAGAGGACGAGGCGACAUGGGGAACGAUGACGACAACAACGGAGACAUGGACAACGGGGAGGGGGGCGAUGGUCCAGGAGCAGGGAGGAGGCAUCAUAAUGAAAAACACCAGGACAGGAAAGGAAAGGCCAUCUGCAAGUACUACAUCGAGGGGAGAUGCACCUGGGGGGACCACUGUAACUUCAGCCACGACAUCGAGAUGCCCAAGAAGAAGGAGUUGUGUAAAUUCUACAUCACGGGGUUCUGCGCCCGAGCCGACCACUGCCCCUACAUGCACAGUGAAUUUCCUUGUAAGUUGUUCCACACCACCGGGAACUGUGUGAACGGAGAAGAGUGCAUGUUCUCCCACGAUUCCCUCAACGACGACACCCAGGAGCUGCUCAACAAGAUGCUUGCAGAGGAUGCAGAAGCUGGAGCCGAGGAUGAGAAGGAGGUGGAGGAGCUGAAGAAGCAGGGCAUCAACCCUCUUCCUAAACCCCCUCCUGGAGUGGGACUCCUCCCUACGCCUCCUCGGCCCAUUUCGAUGGACACCAACACAGGGGUGGGGGAUUAUGGUGGGCCCGCAGCAUGUGACUUUGGGGGUCAUCCUGGACCCAUCCAGGGUCCUAUUGCGGUUCCAGCUCCUGUCCCUGGACCCAACCCCAGCCCUGGUCCCCCUGUCCAUGGUCCUGAUGGAAGUCCAUUCCUGGGAGGGCCACCCCCAAAUCCCAGUGUCCCUCCUCCCCACAUGGUCCCUCCACCUGCAGGUGGAGGAGCCGGGAGCUGCGGGGGGAAGAAGAUCCCCUCGUUGUUUGAGAUUAAAGUCCAGCCGACGGGACAGCUGGCCCAGAAACUGGCCGUCAGAAGCCAGGUUCCCAGUGGAGGCCAGGCUCAACCCUCACCUCCUGGACCACAAGGACCCCCUGGUGCUGCUCCGCCCCGCUUCCCUGCCCCUCCAGGCAUGAUGUCCCCCGACAUGGGCUCCAGCGCUGGUGCAAAUCAGGGUCCUCCGAACAUGGGGCCCUGUGGACCCCCCAUGAUGGGAGGAUUUCCACCUGGUGACGGUCCUCCUCAGGGGGGAGGAAACUUCUUCAACAACUUCUACAAUCAGCAGGAGGGCAUACCGAUGGAGGGGGUGGUGUCAGAAGGCGACAGCUUCACCGGCAUGGAGGAGCGAGGAGGAGCGGGGGAUUUUAAUAAUCAUUCAGGGGGCCAAGAAGGCUCGGCUAAUGGCUCCUCAGCCAGCCAGGGAGGGAUCUCUGUUCCCGACUUCCUGCCUCCGGCUCAGCGCGUUCUGUUCAUGAGGAUCCAGCAGAAGCAGCAGGAGGAGGAGGAGAGAGCUCGCAGGAUGACUGAGGGAGGAGCGGACAGGAGUAAAGAUGUUGAAGGUGACUCAGGAAACUGGUACUCCAGUGAAGAUGAGGACGGCGGUGGCAGCGUGACCUCCAUCUUGAAGACGCUUCGUCAGCAGACUCAGGCUCCUCAGAAGUCUGACAGCCACCCGAGUGACCCCCGUCUCCAGAAAGCUGCUCCCACCAACCUCCCCGCUCGCCCAGCAGACCCCCGAUUGGCUCGGGACCCUCGCCUGGCCCGCAUCACCGACUCUGCUCAACACCCAGACCCGGCUCAGUCCACGGCCGGCCCGCCUUCCUCAGGACCGCCUGCAGAUCCGAGAUUAGCCAGGCUAGCUGCCUCGUCAGGAUCCAGCUCACAUUCACCUCCUGCUUCGAAGCCAGAACCUCCUCUGAUCUACAAGCCCCCGCCUCUUACAGCCCCAGCAGCAGAGGAGGAGGAGACGGAGCGGGUUCUAAGGGACAAGCCCGUGCCGAUUCCUUUGGACCCGCUCAUGGGCAUGGCUCUGAGGGACCCCCGCUCCCAGCUGCAGCAGUUCAGCCACAUCAAGAAGGACAUCGUUCUGCACAUGCCGGCCUUCUGUAAAACCAUCACCUGGUCCCCUGAAGACCUGCUCCCACUGCCUCUUCCCAAACAGGACCUCCUGCCACUCCCACCAGGCAUCCCCCCUGUACCCUCCCUGGACCCCCGCCUGUCCAGAGCUCAGCAGCUCCACAGGUCACAGUCUCCCCCCGUACAGCCCCCUCCCUCGAUGGAUCCCCCCGUGCCUUCCUCCUCUUCCCUCCCGGACUUUGAGCUGCUUUCUCGUAUCUUAAAAACCGUGAACUCGAGCCCGUCCAAGACUUUGUCUCCCCCCCACCUGCCCACUCCUGCUUGUCCUGCUUCUCUGCUGGUUCAGCCUCCCCCCGUGACUACCUCACUCGCAGAAAAACCAGUGGACCAGCGUGUCGCCCGAAAAACUCCGCCUGACUCCCGUCUCCAGCCACCGAAGUCAGCUCUGAAGCAGCCAUCAGAACCGGCGCCUGCUGCCCCCGUGUCCGCUGCGCCUCCAGCAACAGCAGCAGGUUCCCCCCCUUCCACCAUCGCCCCCUACGACCCGAGGCUCCUCUCCUCAGGGGGAGCAGGGUGCGGUGUAGGAGCCGGGACACCAGGGGGAGCCAGUGUGCUGAGCAGCAUCAGCCUGUACGACCCGAGGACUAACAAACCAGGGAGCCCCGCAUCCAGCGGUGGCUCCAACAACUCCCCCUCCUCAGCCAGCUCAGAGUCCAAACCCAGCGACCCCACGGGGGGAAAACCCAAGUCCAAGGAGCCCCUGUUUGUUCGGAAGUCCGCACUGGACCAACCAGAACCGGAGAAAAGUGGAGAGCAAGGUACGGAUCGAUAUAACAGCUACAACCGGCCGCGGCCGAAGCCCACGCCCUCACCUAACUCCACGACCCAGGUGGGGCCUGCCCCCGCAGCUGGAGGGCAGGGCCCACCUGGGGCUGCUGCUGCUGCAGAUCCAGGACCCGCUGGAGUCCACAACCUGCCCGUGUCCUCUCUGUUCGGGGUCGUGAAACAGGCCGCCAAACCGGGCGGGACAAGUAGCCCCUUUGGAGGGAACAGCCCGGCCCAGUCCGACCCAGCAGCCACCGAGCAGGACAACGCCUCCCUGAAGGACGUUUUCAAAGGAUUCGACCCGACAGCCUCACCGUUCUGCCAGUGACCCGACCCGGAACUCGAGUCCUAGAACCAGAACCUGCUGCUCCGCCAGGGUUCUUGUAGGAUUUAUGGACACUGGAAAAAAAAGAAUCGUAGAGCGUGCACUGCAGCAGCUGCCUGUAACAAACACACACACUCACUCACACACACACACACACACACACACACA
Molecule: messenger RNA, 4411 nt
Organism: Nematolebias whitei (Rio pearlfish)
Lineage: Eukaryota; Metazoa; Chordata; Actinopteri; Cyprinodontiformes; Rivulidae
Gene: zc3h4
Product: zinc finger CCCH-type containing 4
Exons: 14
Coding region: 200-4246 (1348 amino acids)
Biological process (GO): negative regulation of DNA-templated transcription
Cellular component (GO): nucleus
Molecular function (GO): RNA binding; metal ion binding
Source: RefSeq, a predicted model, not a curated record